Humulus lupulus (European hop) is the source of this 324-nucleotide messenger RNA. Its product is annotated as ion channel POLLUX-like. Bases 1 to 324 code for a protein of 107 amino acids. The transcript has a single exon. Gene Ontology annotation, biological process: monoatomic ion transport. Lineage: Eukaryota; Viridiplantae; Streptophyta; Magnoliopsida; Rosales; Cannabaceae. The record is from RefSeq and is a predicted model, not a curated record.
AUGUUCCAUAUUGGGUUUGGUGGAUUGGCAUUGUAUGUUGUCAAUACCAAUAGCUAUGCAGAAGCUCUUUGGAUUUCGUGGACUUUUGUAGCUGAUUUUAGAAAUCAUGCUAAUACUAUUGGACCAAGAGUUGUUUUUGUCUCGAUAAGUUCGGGUGGUAUGCUUAUAUUUGCAAUGAUUCUUGGGCUUGUUUCGAAUGCCAUAUCCGAGAAGGUGGAUUCAUUAAGGAAAUGGAAGAGUGAAGUCAUUGAAAGAAAUCACAUACUCAUUCUUGGCUGGAGUGACAAACUGAUUGGUAGAUUCUUCAAAUACCUUCAAAUUUAA